CUUUGAGACUGUUAACUUGUAACCUUUGACCCCGCCUAAACUUAAAGAACUGGCCUACCCGCUUCGAACUUAGAUACAUUUCCAUUCAUAUCCUUCCAUAUUCCCAUAGGAUUUCCCAUUCAAUCAUCAACCCUUCAACCAUUCAAUUUCCAACCAUAGUUGAUUGACCUUCUUCCACCUAACAACCCAUCGACUUGAUCAUCUUACCAUACUACGAUAUCACCACCAUCCGAAUUUUUCGAAUCGAAUAGACAAUUCAUCAUUACAGCCCUAUUUCUCCAUCCCUAGUCCGAUUUCAUAUCGGCUGCCUUCUGGCCCACUAACGUGCGGUCUACUCCUUCGACGCACACACUUGGGGUCCUUUGUCUCUUAAUGUCGGGCGAUUCUUCCGGACAGCCCCCUUCAAGCCCUGGACCUUAUCGCACCGCGGACGAAAUAGUGCGUUCCAUACUCGAUGGUGAUGCUUCACCCUCCGACAUUAGUCCUUCCGGAGAGUUAUAUCGGGCUAUAGAGAGGUACUAUCCUUACCCUCGGCCCACUAGCAAUACACGGCCGGAUCUUGCCCGGAAUCACUUCGGUCGUUUAAGCCAGCGGUCCUCCUUGCGGAACAGUAUGCCAUUGGAGCCUAUUUCGGAAACCCAGAGAAGAUUUUUAAGAGAGUCGCAGAAUCCUGACACAUCGCCUCUAUACAAUUUAGCUCCUUCACCUCCCUACCUACCGCCCCUACGCUCGUUGACUAGUACCCGACGAUCCAUAGCUAUGCCUGUGUCUGGUGGUGUACCUGGUGGGCGACAUGCGCGACCACGCUCAGACCGAUAUUCGGCUAGGCUCCGUGGCGCGCAUGAGAAUCGGAACGAAGCAGCUGAAGAAGCCGGGGAGUUCUGGGAGCGUCUUGAACCCCAACCUUUUGAGCGAAUUUCACGUGGUACCCGGCGAUCUGCCGCAGCCCAAAUACCCGAUACACAAACACCCGAUGAGGAACGUCAACGAGAGGCCAGUUCACAACUAGAAGCGCUUCUAGAUUUUACCAAUUCUACGCUUCCAUACUCCGAGCUUGCUUUCUCAUCACCACCACCACCUCCUCCUCCCCCACAAGACCCUACAGAGGAUAACCGAAGAGCCAAGAGGCGCAAAAUAGAUUCGGACCGUUUAAGUAGCGGUUUUCAAGGCUUCCGAUAUGGAAAAUAUGGCCAGGUGGAACCAGGUCAGCUGACUAUGGAACUGGUAAGCUGCGACGGUGGCAUCUAUUCAGACGAUGGCCAGAGGUACGCCGCAGAGAACAUUCUCAAGAAUGACCAAACUGUCUAUUGCACCGAAGGACCGAGGUGUAAUAUCAUCCUGAGGCAUCAGGGCGCCACCGUGUUCACGCUAAAGGAAUUGGUCAUAAAGGCGCCCAGGUCCAAUUUUACCUCUCCUGUGCAGGAGGGCAUGGUCUUCGUUUCGAUGACAUCCGAUCAUCUCCUAACACGGACUGCCCAGUACCAAAUCCAGUACUCGACCUCUAGGAGUUCGCCUAGGCGCACGGAGCGCGAGUCUCAGCCCCUGACACCCAUCGUAUCCAUUAGACAUAAUGAAGAUGGGAGUACUAUGACCCAUGCGCAAAUCAGAGCGAGACGCCUAUACAACAUCUGGAUGGAAGACGAAGACAACAAUGUUCGGGUUGCUCAGAUUCCUUCGGAAUUUAAUGUGCCACCGCCGUUUAGGGUGACGACGGAGUGCAGCGAUGACGAAGGAGACGAACCAAUUCCCAGGGGCGAUUGGCGAGCACCGAAUAGGAUCGGUUCCUUGCCGUUUGAAAGUGAGACGAGUGAGGAUGAAGGCGGCCUAAACGACUAUUCAUUUAGUGAGGCGUACCACAGACUCCGGCGACGUCGCAACCGGUCAAACACAGCACUGGCGGAGGCGGUAGAAGCAGCACAGGUAGCUACGCAAGAAGCGGUUCGAGCUGUAGGUGGAGAACUGAUGGUUCCUCAUGCGCGGUUCUUCAUAGAGAGAAACAAGAGCAAGUGCACUAUCAAGUUUGAUCCCCCGGUAUCUGGGCGGUUCAUAUUACUUAAGAUGUGGAGUCCACAUCGCGACCCGGGUGCCAAUAUUGAUAUCCAGGCGGUUAUUGCGAAAGGGUUUGCUGGACCGAGGUAUUUCCCAUCUUUAGAAUUACGAUGAUACAAUCAGGGGCAGCAAUGAUGGGCAGCAAUGAUGGUAUUGCUCAAUGGGUUUACGGCCUGGUCAAUUGAAGAAUAGACGAACUAUGAAACAAUUUUGCUGAUACCAGCAUCAACAAACACAUGACCAUGGUAUCAAUCUCCUGUGGAGAGAUGUAGUGACACUCCUUUUUUAUGAGAUGUCAUCGCUUGUCGUGAAU
This is a messenger RNA of Annulohypoxylon maeteangense, 2362 nucleotides long. RefSeq lists its product as uncharacterized. The transcript is spliced from 3 exons. The record is from RefSeq and is a predicted model, not a curated record. The coding region runs from base 373 to 2163 and encodes 596 amino acids. NCBI's taxonomy places the organism in Eukaryota, Fungi, Ascomycota, Sordariomycetes, Xylariales, Hypoxylaceae.